AUGUGCAGAAGUCCCAGCGGGACCACGACGUGGGCUGACGACAUGAGACCCAAGAGUGACAUGACAGACAGCGCCGUUACCGGUGCUGCCAGGUCGACUUCGUGUCCACCUCCCUCGCCGGCGGAAUCGUCUAAGAUGCGUUAUGAGGGAGGCCUGGCCGCAGUGAGCUUAGUGGGAGGUAUGAGUCAGACCAGUGGCGAGAUGACCCAGAGUGGCAUGAAAGACUGGACAGAGACCCAGAGUGGGAUUAUGACCAUAGCUGGAGUGACGAGAGACACUCUGACUGAUAUGAUGAGCGCAGAGAUAGAGACAGCCCUGAGUUUUGCAUGCCCUCUUCAGUUGACAACUGUCUUCUUGCAGAGAGGUCGAAAGAGUGACAGGUCUGAAGAUGGCUAUCUGUCUGAUGGCGAUUAUCAAGAGCAAGAUUACAAGAUGGAGCUAGGGGAGGAGGAGAGCAAGGCCAUCAUGCUCAGAGGCCUGUCCCUCCAGGUCACAGAGGAAGAUAUCUGGGCUGCUCUUGAGCAGCUGCAGGGACCCCAGCUUGUGGACAUCCGGCUGAUGAAGAAGAGGACAUCUGCACCAGGAGUGAAGGCCCUGAUCGCUACAGCAGCAGGGGUGGUUAUGUCCCAGACCGCACAGGUCUAUCAGCAUCACCUCCUCAGCCAGCCUGCCAUACAGUACUACUACAACUCCCAGACCCAACAGUACCUGUACUGGAACAGUGAGACACAGACCUACAUCGCUGCAGCAGCAGAAACCACACAACAGCUGCAGACUCCAGCUGAGAACAGGCCUCUUCAGCAGCCUCAUCAACAUGGUGGAGGGUUUGAGACCCAGCUGGUGAAGAACGAGCUGGUGAAGAAGGGAGAGCCAGAAACCCCAGCCAAGAGUAGCCUGGUGGCAGUUUACAGUGGGGGCAGUGACCCAGAGGAGGCAGCAGACCCAGAUCAGGGAAUUGGAGGUGAUGAGCGGUCAGACAAGCUGACAGACUGGAGGAAGAUGACCUGUCUGCUCUGUCUCAGGCAGUUCCCUAGCGAAGACGCCCUGCUGCUGGUGCACCAACAGCUUCAGACCUGCAGGAUGCAAAACGUGGAAAUUCACAGACGAUCCAAACUAUUGGAUGCCGAGCUGGAGGAGUUGGAGAGAAAAGAUGUGCAGCUGAAAUACAGAGACAGAGCUGCUGAAAGAAGGGAUAAUUAUGGUGUUCCUGAACCACCAGCACCCAAGAAGAAGAAAUUCUAUCAGACUUGAUACGCCAUCCCAUCUGGUUUGGGCUUAGUGGGACUAUCAUUUGUUUUUCAACAGGACAAUGACCCAAUACAC
Messenger RNA from Coregonus clupeaformis (lake whitefish), 1323 nucleotides. Its product is annotated as RNA-binding protein 5-A-like. Gene Ontology annotation, molecular function: RNA binding. Gene Ontology annotation, cellular component: nucleus. Bases 1 to 1251 code for a protein of 416 amino acids. NCBI's taxonomy places the organism in Eukaryota, Metazoa, Chordata, Actinopteri, Salmoniformes, Salmonidae. The record is from RefSeq and is a predicted model, not a curated record. The transcript is spliced from 11 exons. Gene Ontology annotation, biological process: mRNA splicing, via spliceosome.